UCUCCCGCGGAGACUUCCAGGGACCCUGUACUGAUCACAGUUCUCGCGAGAUUCCGCCUGCGGAAGGGGCCGGGAUUUCGUGACGGCUCCAUCCAAGAUGGCGGCUCCCAGCUGCAAGCUGCUCGUGCAGCGGAUAAAGGCCGGCUUACCGAGUUUUAUCCAGGUGCGAUGGAGCCGGUACAACCCUCAGUUCUUGGACCCUGUCCCUGAUAAGGAGAAGUAUAGGCUUCCCAUAGAGGAGCUCAGCAAAGAAGAACGGGAGGAAUGGGAACUUAAGGCUGUCAGGCCCAUCAAGGCAUGUCCACCCGGACUGAGCAGCUCCGUCUUCAGUGACCCGGCCAUAAGCAAAUUCACCAACAUGAUGAUGAAGGGCGGUGAGAAGAUUUUGGCACGACAAAUCAUGAACAAGACAUUGGAGAAAAUAAAGAGAAUACAGUUGGAGAAGUAUUACAAGGCCAGCCCAGAGGAGAGGGAGAACAUCGAGUGCAACCCUUACGUCAUAUUCAAUCAGGCUGUGGAGCAAUGCACACCCAUCAUUGGCCUCACGAGUAUCCUGAAAGGAGGGAAAUCCUAUCAGGUCCCCGUACCGCUCACUGACCAAAAGCGUCGAUUUAUGGCAAUGAAGUGGAUCAUCACUGAAGGCAGAGAGAAGAAAGCUCGCCGCACCUUUAUGUAUGACAGGCUUGCAGAUAUACUGCUGGAAGCCUGGCGUGGGGAGGGCAAUAUUGUUAAAAGGAAGCAUGACCUCCAUAAAAUGGCAGAGGCAAACCGAGCCUUUGCUCACUUCCGGUGGUGGUAGACAUGGAACCUGUAUGACAGCAGAGGACUGAUACUCCAGGAGGAGCUUGAUGUAUAUAAAUUGUCGUUGAAGUGUGCAGUGUAAAUAUGUUUUCAUUAUUAAAGAGGUAAAAUUGUAUUUAUAGG
Molecule: messenger RNA, 924 nt
Organism: Bufo bufo (common toad)
Lineage: Eukaryota; Metazoa; Chordata; Amphibia; Anura; Bufonidae
Gene: MRPS7
Product: mitochondrial ribosomal protein S7
Exons: 5
Coding region: 98-799 (233 amino acids)
Biological process (GO): ribosomal small subunit assembly; translation
Cellular component (GO): ribosome
Molecular function (GO): mRNA binding; structural constituent of ribosome; rRNA binding
Source: RefSeq, a predicted model, not a curated record